Messenger RNA from Suillus bovinus, 595 nucleotides. RefSeq lists its product as uncharacterized. The record is from RefSeq and is a predicted model, not a curated record. Lineage: Eukaryota; Fungi; Basidiomycota; Agaricomycetes; Boletales; Suillaceae. The transcript is spliced from 4 exons. The coding region runs from base 9 to 521 and encodes 170 amino acids.
AGUUGUUCAUGAACAUGGUCACAACUGAUGCGCAACCUGCGGCCCUGCCAUCGGAUUCGAUACGGGUGACAAGGCAGGGCAAAAUCAGAUACUGGGUCAAGCACGGAUUGGACUUUUUCCAGGAGAAUCCUGACAAGCCAUUGACGCUGCACACUUCACCGACUGAUGUUGCACAAUCAACCAUCCCUCGUUUGAUUUCAGUCGUGGAGAUACUGAAACGCGAAUAUAUGAAAACAUUGGAUGUUUCAGCAGGAGAGUUGAUGGGGCUGCAUCAAUACAAUGCACUACAAUGGGAGCAACGCGGUGAUAUCGCUGCGGCAGGGGAAGAUCGAGCGAGUACCAUAGCAAGAGCUUUGGAAGGUACAAAACACCCUAAGCUCACGCUUGCGUCCUACAUGAAAGUCACAUUGUGCAGGAAGGCUCUUGCGGGAAUGCAUGACAUGACGUACCAGUCACCACAGAUACGACGACUGUCCAAGACUACAAAGGCGAGAUUAAAGAAGAAAGCAAAGCAAUCUUAGUUAUUAUUAUUAUUUUUCCUAUAAAUCUCUACCCAAAUAUGUCUUGGUAAAAUUCCCAGGGGGGUUUCACAUUC